AGUCGCUUUAUCGUACCUUCAUCACUGAAGAACUUCUUGUCAUGCGUUUUGGUGGUUGGGGAAACUUUUGAAGGAGCUUUGCUGCAAUAUGUUUUGUAUAAUUUGAUCUCCAAAUCAACAAAGAAGAACUAUGGCUGGAUCAGCUCUGAAAAGAUUGUUAGCGGAAUACAAACAAUUAACACUGAAUCCCCCAGAAGGAAUUAUAGCAGGACCUGUGGAUGAAGAAAAUUUCUUUGAAUGGGAAGCUCUGAUAAUGGGACCUGAGGACACAUGUUUCGAGGGAGGAGUGUUUCCUGCUAGACUAACCUUCCCAUCCGAUUACCCUCUCAGUCCUCCUAAAAUGAAAUUUACUUGUGAUAUUUUCCAUCCAAACAUAUAUUCUGAUGGUCGUGUAUGCAUAUCAAUUCUUCACGCUCCUGGUGAUGAUCCGAUGGGCUAUGAGACGAGUGCAGAGAGAUGGAGUCCAGUGCAGAGUGUGGAAAAAAUACUUUUGUCUGUUGUCAGCAUGUUAGCAGAUAGGAAUAAUUUUGUAAUUCCAGAGCCAAAUGAUGAAAGUGCAGCAAAUGUGGACGCAGCUAAAACAUGGAGAGAUGAUAGACAAAAGUUUCUGGAAAUUGCAGAAAGAACUGUUCGGAAAUCCUUGGGAAUUUGAUUGCUGCAAUUAAGACAUUAUAAUAUAUUUCAUAAAGAUUACCAACAACUUCAUUUACAAAGCCUAGAGGUGCUUUCAUUUAGAAAACGAUCUAUAUGUAUAUCGUCCAGUAGAAUCAUCAGAUUUACCGUAUUGUUGGGAUUAUAUGAACUAUUUGUAUUAUUUAUUUUCUAACUCUUCGGAAGACAUACAUAUCCAAUGUAAGAUGUCUUACAUGACAUUGCUCUGUGACUUAAAGUGUGGGAACUACAUUUUGCAACACCUUGUGAGAAGAGAUAUUACGUAAAACCUUAUAACAGGAAUCUGGAUGGAUGUAUAUCAUUCAGUGUUUAUAUAUGGGCACAUUUAAUUGGCUCAUUCUGUAUAGUUUAAAUCGCCUAUGUAGAUAAUGAAAAACGGUGGGGGUGGGGUCUUAUCAAUUUCUUUGCUUUUAAUGGCUAUAGGAACUCCAGUGCAACCUCUGCAUCAUUGUUACUGUAGUUUUCUUGGGGGGGGGGGGGGGGGGGGGGUGGAAUUCAAAUGCUUAGCAAAAACAAGCUGGUUGAUUGUGUUAACUCCUAUUGAUGAAAUGCUCUGCAGUAUGAAUUUAGUCCUGUAUUCAAAGUUCUAUAUAUAAUAUAUGUAAUAUAUAUAUUUGUGUAUAUUAGAGAAUAUGAGAUGAAAGUUAUGUUUAAACCAUUUAAAUGUUUAAAUCUG
Messenger RNA from Pecten maximus, 1348 nucleotides. RefSeq names its product ubiquitin-conjugating enzyme E2 G2. NCBI's taxonomy places the organism in Eukaryota, Metazoa, Mollusca, Bivalvia, Pectinida, Pectinidae. The coding region runs from base 131 to 652 and encodes 173 amino acids. Gene Ontology annotation, cellular component: cytosol; endoplasmic reticulum. The transcript is spliced from 5 exons. The record is from RefSeq and is a predicted model, not a curated record.